Eucalyptus grandis is the source of this 1310-nucleotide messenger RNA. RefSeq names its product thaumatin-like protein 1b. Gene Ontology annotation, biological process: defense response. Lineage: Eukaryota; Viridiplantae; Streptophyta; Magnoliopsida; Myrtales; Myrtaceae. Gene Ontology annotation, cellular component: extracellular region. The transcript is spliced from 3 exons. The record is from RefSeq and is a predicted model, not a curated record. The coding region runs from base 148 to 1086 and encodes 312 amino acids.
UUAUGCUGAUGAGUUCAGUUCUCUCCUCCACUCCAGAAAAGUAAAGUUCUUUGAGUGACAGCGACGCCCAGCCCAGAAUCUUCUGUUUUCGUUUUCCUCCGGACUCCGAAACUGUGCAGUCUUUGAGCGCGCAAAGAGCUCUUCCCAAUGGAUCGCCUCCUCGCCGUCGCCGUCGCCGUCGCCGUCCUCUGUCUCCUGUCAGGAGUGCACUCGACGUCCUUCAAGAUCGUCAACAAGUGCCGCCACACCGUCUGGCCCGGCCUGCUCUCCGGCGCCAACACGGCCCAGCUCCCCACCACCGGCUUCGCUCUCCCCAGCGGCGCCUCCCGGACCGUCCCCCUGCCCAGGUCCUGGUCCGGCCGGAUCUGGGGCCGGACCCUCUGCGGCCGGGACUCCCAGGGCCGGUUCGCCUGCGGCACCGGGGACUGCGGCUCCGGGGAGGUGGAGUGCGGCGGCGGCGGCGCCAAGCCGCCGGCCACCCUCGCCGAGUUCACACUCAACGGCGCCGACGGGCUCGACUUCUACGACGUCAGCCUGGUGGACGGGUACAACCUCCCCAUGCUCGUGGUGGCGCGGGGCGGGAAGAGAGGCGGGUGCAGCGCCACCGGGUGCCUGGUGGACCUGAACGGCGCGUGCCCCGCGCAGCUGAAAGUGGCGAGCGGGAACGGGACGGGGAGGGCCGUGGCGUGCCGGAGCGCGUGCGAGGCGUUCGGCGACCCGCAGUAUUGCUGCAGCGGCCCGUACGCGACGCCCGACACGUGUCAGCCGUCUCCGUAUUCGCUUUUCUUCAAGAACGCUUGCCCACGCUCAUAUAGCUACGCGUACGACGACAAGACGAGCACUUACACGUGUGCCGGGGCGGACUAUAUCAUCAUAUUCUGUCCCUUGCCUUACACCAGCCAAAAGGUCCUGACCGCACGCAAAGAAUCGGCAAAGCUACUACCUCUGGUGAACAAGACGACUCUGUACCUCAUGAGCAAGUAUGCAAGUGGCGCUUCAUUUUCAGGUCUGCUGCAAGUGCAAUUCGCUUGGGGUUUUGCCAUAUCUGUUCUAACAUCAGUUAUCCUCUUCUGGCCAUAUUUAUGACCCCCGUGACUGACAUUAUUAGCCUGGACACUUCCAGGCAGGUAAAUCAUCUCGAAGAGGUUUUUAUCAGGAGCAUUUCGCCGCCUAGACGAAGAAGGGUCUCCGUUCUUGUAUCCUGCAAGCUAAAGUUGACUCUUAAUUUUGCCUGUAGCUAGUGGAACCACAAAGUUCCGCAACCAAUUUUGUACAUAGAUGUCCUCUUCAUCUGCUGCCUUCUGGUCAUA